Messenger RNA from Schizosaccharomyces octosporus yFS286, 6225 nucleotides. Its product is annotated as 1,3-beta-glucan synthase catalytic subunit Bgs1. The transcript has a single exon. NCBI's taxonomy places the organism in Eukaryota, Fungi, Ascomycota, Schizosaccharomycetes, Schizosaccharomycetales, Schizosaccharomycetaceae. Gene Ontology annotation, molecular function: 1,3-beta-D-glucan synthase activity. Gene Ontology annotation, cellular component: 1,3-beta-D-glucan synthase complex; plasma membrane. The record is from RefSeq and is a predicted model, not a curated record. The coding region runs from base 879 to 6074 and encodes 1731 amino acids. Gene Ontology annotation, biological process: fungal-type cell wall polysaccharide biosynthetic process; (1->3)-beta-D-glucan biosynthetic process.
GAAAAACCUGGAUUGAGUGAACCUGCGAACAACAAACUAAGAAUAGUUGUUGGCAAGAAACAUUGAUUUGUUGAUUUCUUGAGAGUCCGAUCAUAAAUUAAAGGACUUCAAGUUAUCUAUAGAAUUGUUAUUGCACAACAUCCGACCCUUGCUUCUUUCUUAACAUUUUUGUAGUUUGGAGAGUGAUUUUGGUCCGUAUUUCGUGGAUUUGAAGGAAUAGAUAAAUUUUUAACAUCUGUAUUCUAUUUACAGACGGGUUUAUCUUACUCCUUCCGUGAAAUAUUGCGGUUUUCCUUUCUCCAGCUGAAAGAAGAAAAAAGUAACGAACACUUUUCUUUGAUUCCUUUAGCCUAUUCAAUCCUUAUAAGCAUUGUUUGAAGUGAAAUAAGGACUUUCGUUCCUUUAAAAAAGUUCGUUCUUUUCUAUAGAUCCACUCUCAAUCUUUUUCUUAUUUCUAUCCUUUUCUAAUACUUUACGAGUGCGGCAACGGCAUAUACUGAACACGUCUUCGGUUUAAAAAUUCCUAAAAACAACUGCUUGACGCUCGCAAAGUUCAUAUUGCAUAAAAGUAUCUAUCUUUUUAAUUUGCAUAUUAUUCAGCAUUCGAAAGUUAAAGAUAAAUCUUGCAUUUCGGCAUCGCCCACGGUACUGUUGUAAUUUAUUUAUCAUAUAACCUUUUAAGUCGUAUAUUUGUUCUUGGUCACGCUAUACUAUCUAAGGAUUUAUACGGUGUAUGGUUACAUCUAUUUACUAGAGAACAUUAGCUUUCCUAUUGUGGUUCUCUUCUCUUAUUGUUUAUUUCUUUUUCUUUCAUUUAGUUAACGGUCUAUCGUUAUUACAUCUUUUCUCUCUUUUGUGCAUCUUAUUAGCAAUUUACAAUGGAUCAGUAUUGGCGUGAGCAAGAAGGCCGUGGCCUUUUCGAAGACGACGCCACCAGUUACACUUCGGAAAAUGAUGAUUCCAUGAAUUCUUUGCAACGCUUAAUUUAUGACGAUCCAUCCGUUCAUGACGACCUUCAGUCUGAUUAUGACAGUAGCUCUUUUAACGUCGACACUAGUCCAGUCGCUUACCCUUCAUGGAAUCAGGGUGCUGAAGAGCCCCCGGUAAGCAUGGAGGGUGUCCAGGAAAUCUUGCUUGAUCUUACAAACAAGCUUGGGUUUCAAAAGGAUAGUAUGCGCAAUAUAUUCGAUUAUGUUAUGGUUUUACUCGAUUCUCGUGCUUCGCGUAUGUCUCCUUCUCAAGCUCUCCUUACUCUUCAUGCCGACGUUAUUGGUGGUAUCCAUGCAAACUUCGCAAAGUGGUAUUUUGCUUCACAUUUUAAUGAUGGCCAUGCCAUUGGCUUUCAUGAUAUGUCAUCCCCAAUCGUUGAAAAAAUGACCUUAAAAGAGGCCGAGCAAGCCUGGAGAGACCAGAUGGGCGGGUUUUCUCCUCAUCGAAUGAUGGUCCAGCUUUGCUUAUACUUUUUAUGCUGGGGUGAGGCUAAUAAUGUACGUUUUAUGCCUGAGUGCCUUUGCUUUAUCUAUAAAUGUGCCUAUGAUUAUUAUAUUUCAUCUGAAGCCCGAGAUUUGGAUUCGGCUUUACCCAAAGAAUACUUUUUGGACUCUGUAAUUACUCCUGUCUAUCGUUUCUUCCAUGCUCAACUUUUCGAAGUUUUGGAUGGUAAAUAUGUACGUCGUGAACGGGAUCACGCUAGCAACAUCGGUUACGACGACAUCAACCAAUUCUUUUGGUCUUAUAAGGGCCUUGAGGAAAUUAAGUGCACCGAUAAGACUCCUUUGUUGGAUUUACCCCCAUUUAUGCGAUACCGCCAUUUAGGUAAUGUUGAAUGGAAAUCUUGUUUUUACAAGACGUAUUACGAAUACCGCUCAUGGUUUCACAAUAUCACGAACUUUUCUCGGAUUUGGGUUAUGCACAUUGCUGCCUAUUGGUACUAUUCGGCUUACAAUUCUUCAAAUUUGUAUACUUCUCAUUUCCAUAUACGGAUGAACAAUAAGCCUCCUCCAGCUUGUCGUUGGACUGCUUGUGGUUUGGCUGGCGCCAUUGCUUCUUUUAUUACUCUUCUCGCUGUUACUUUUGAGUAUCUUCACGUUCCAAGACGCUACCACUGUGCUAGACCCCUAUGGCCAAGCUUUUUGAUGCUUUUGACCGCGCUAUUACUCAACAUAGCUCCAACUGUUUUUAUUUUUGCCUCAACUGAACAUCAGCAAACAUACGUUUCUCGUUUGGUUGUUGGUAUAGUUCAUUUCUUUUUCUCAUUAGUUUGUGUUGUCUAUUUUGCUGUUACACCUUUGAGAAAUCUUGUGGGAUUCACCACGAAAAGUUCUGGCCAUGAUUUAGCUAACCGUUAUUUCACGUCUAACUUCACCCCAACCUCGAAGGGUGGUGCUAUUGUUUCCUGGUGCUUAUGGAUUACGGUUUUGAUCGCUAAGUAUUGUGAAUCAUACUUUUUCCUUGCACUCAACCUUUCAGAUUCCAUUCGUUAUUUAGGUGCUAUGCGUCCUUAUGAUUGUGGUGACUAUAUCUUGGGGGCCGGUCUUUGCAGAGCUCAACCAAAGAUUCUGCUUAGUUUGUUGUACCUUACUGAUUUGUCAUUGUUCUUUUUGGACACCUAUUUAUGGUAUAUUUUGAUCAGUACAAUUUACUCCUUGGGUUAUGCUUUCUACUUGGGCAUUAGUGUUUGGACACCUUGGCGUGAGCUUUUUUACCGUGUUCCUAGAAGAAUUUACACAAAACUUCUUUACACUGAUGACAUGGAAAUCUCGUUUAAACCCAAGGUAUUGGUUUCCCAGGUUUGGAACGCUAUCAUUAUUUCUAUGUAUAGGGAACACUUAAUUUCUCGGGACCAAAUUCAAGAACUACUGUAUCAUCAAGUACCUUCUGAGAAGGCCGGAUAUCAUACUCUUCGUGCACCAAAUUUCUUUUAUUCUCAGCAAGUGAAACAUUAUAAGCAGGACCUUUUUCCUGCCAACUCCGAGGCGGCGAGAAGAAUUUCCUUUUUUGCUCAAUCAUUGGCUGAGUCCAUCCCCAAACACUGUUCUGUGGAUGCUAUGCCUACGUUCACUGUCUUGGUACCUCAUUACUCUGAAAAGAUCUUGCUCUCGCUACGUGAAAUUAUCCGCGAAGAAGACCAGCUUUCUCGUGUUACCCUUCUGGAAUACUUGAAGCAAUUAUAUCCAAUUGAAUGGAAGAAUUUUGUUGAUGACACUAAGCUGCUUGCUGAUGAAAGUGAAUCAAUUGAUUCUACCAUGGAUGGUGAGAAGAACGAUUUGCAGGCUAAGGCUUACGAUCUUCCAUUUUACUGCAUUGGUUUCAAGUCCGCUACACCUGAGUAUACUUUGCGUACAAGAAUUUGGGCUUCUUUGCGUACUCAAACCCUUUAUCGCACAAUCAAUGGAUUUAGUAACUACAGCAGAGCUAUUAAACUUUUAUACCGUACUGAAUGCCCUGAACUCGUCGAAUGGACUAAUGGUGAUCCAGCUCGAUUAGAUGAAGAACUGGAAGUAAUGGCCAAUAGGAAGUUCAGAUUCUGUGUUUCUAUGCAGCGCUAUGCCAAGUUUACCAAAGAAGAAUCAGAGAAUGCUGAAUUCCUUCUUAGAGCGUAUCCUGAUCUUCAGAUUGCUUAUAUGGAUGAAGAUCCACCUACUCGUCCUUCUGAAGAAAGAGGUAUCUACUCUGUGUUGAUUGAUGGUCAUUGUCCUAUUAUGGAAAACGGUAAAAGACGUCCCAAAUACCGUAUUCGUUUGUCUGGUAAUCCAAUUCUCGGUGAUGGUAAAUCUGAUAACCAAAACAUGUCAAUUCCUUAUAUUCGUGGUGAGUAUGUUCAAAUGGUUGAUGCAAACCAGGAUAAUUAUUUGGAAGAAUGUCUUAAGAUCAGAAACAUCCUUGCUGAAUUUGAGCAAUUUAACCCUCCUCUACAUAAUCCUUAUUCUGUGAACGCCAAGUCUACAACCAAUAAUCCUGUUGCUAUCCUUGGCGCUCGAGAAUAUAUUUUCUCUGAAAAUACCGGUAUGCUCGGUGAUGUUGCCGCUGCCAAAGAACAAUGUUUUGGUACUAUGUUUGCUCGUAUUCUAUCCUUAAUUGGUGGUAAAUUACAUUAUGGUCAUCCAGAUUUUAUUAACGUUUUGUUUAUGACCACUCGAGGUGGUGUAUCCAAAGCACAAAAGGGUUUACACGUCAAUGAAGAUAUAUAUGCUGGUAUGACCGCUUUACAAAGAGGUGGUAGAAUUAAACAUUCUGAUUAUUACCAAUGCGGUAAAGGUCGUGAUUUGGGUUUUGGAUCUAUUCUAAACUUUACAACAAAGAUUGGUACUGGUAUGGCCGAGCAAAUGCUUUCUCGGGAAUAUUUCCACUUGGGAACACAAUUACCAUUUGACAGAUUUUUAUCUUUUUUCUAUGCACAUGCAGGUUUCCAUGUUAAUAACAUGGUUAUUAUGUUUUCUUUACAACUUCUUAUGCUUGUCAUCAUCAAUCUUGGUGCAAUGUUUAGUGUUGUGCCUGUCUGCAAAUAUCGCCAGUUUGACCCAGUUACUGCUCCUCUUUCUCCAAGGGGUUGCUACCAACUUCAACCCGUUUUGGAAUGGCUUAAACGCUGUAUUCUAUCCAUUUUCAUUGUCUUCGGUAUUGCUUUCGUUCCCUUAGCCGUUUGUGAAUUGAAUGAACGUGGUGCGCUUAGAAUGGUUAUCCGUGUAUCUAAACAGAUUUGCUCCUUGUCACCUAUUUUCGAAAUUUUCACUUGCCAAAUUUAUGCUCAAAGUUUAAUUGCUAACUUGUCAUUUGGCGGAGCUCGAUACAUUGGUACUAGCAGAGGUUUUGCUACUGUUCGUGUACCAUUUGCUUUGUUAUAUUCACGUUUUAGUAGUCCUUCAUUAUACUUUGGUUCUAGACUUAUGUUUAUGCUGCUUUACGGGUCUAUCACCGCUUGGUUACCUCAUUAUAUCUAUUUCUGGAUUACUCUUAUCGCUCUUUGCGUUAGUCCAUUCCUUUAUAAUCCCCACCAAUUCUCCUGGACGGAUUUCUUUGUUGACUAUCGAGAAUUUAUUCGUUGGACAUUCCGUGAAAAUUCUCGCAACCACUCGAACUCUUGGAUUGGAAAUUGUCAGCUCACACGAACUCGUGUAACGGGAUACAAGCGUAAGAUUUAUGGCAAGAAAGCCGAUAAAAUUUCCAUGGAUUCUCCACGAGCCCGCAUUACAACGAUGUUUUACGGUGAGAUAUUAGGUCCUUUGGGUACCUUAUUCUUUACCUGCAUACCUUUCUUGUUUGCCAAUUCUCUACCAGGUAACGAAGAUAUAUCGAAAAGAACGAAUGCUUUUAUCCGACUAAUUAUUAUGUCUCUUGUUCCUCUUGUUCUUAGUGCUGGUAUUGCCAUUCUCUUCUUUUGUCUUGGUAUCGUACUACGCCCAGUGGUAGGUGGUAAAGCGAGAAAGGUUGGAAUUUACAUGGCUGCAGCUGCCCAUAUCCUUUUCGUCUUCAUUGACAUUAUUGUUUUCGAGGUUCUUGGAUACUUGGAAGGGUGGACCUUUAGUACAACGUUACUCGGAUUUAUUGCUAUCACCUCUAUCCAUCGGUUUGCUCAUAAAAUAUUGAUUAUUUGCUUUUUAUCUAGAGAAUUCCGUCAUGAUGGUGCUAACCUAGCAUGGUGGUCGGGAUUAUGGAACGGUCAAGGAUUCGGGUAUAUGGUGCUUACUCAGCCCUGGCGAGAAUUCAUUUGCAAGACUACUGAAAUCAACAUGUUUGCUGGUGACUUCUUGCUCAGCCAUCUAUUGCUCUUCCUUCAAUGUCCCGUCAUUUUGAUUCCGUAUAUCGAUAAGUUCCAUUCCAUUAUUCUUUUCUGGCUCCGUCCUAGUAGACAAAUUCGUCCUCCUGUUUACACCAUUAGACAAAACAAAUUACGCCGACAGAUUGUGUUCCGAUAUGCCACGCUGUACUUUACUUUAUUUGUUAUCUUCUUCCUUCUCCUAAUUUUACCCUUUGUAUUUGGUAAAUCUGCCGCUGGGGUUUCAUAUGAUAAGUUCAAUAUGAUCCAGCCAGCCAUUCAUAUUAUGCGAUCUUCCGAGAAGAAUUCUUCAGUUUAAGCAUGUUCUUUUUUUUCUUCAAUAUUCUUCUUUCUUCCUCCUUUUUUGAGGUAUUACAUCUGGACACAGUGGUUUAGAAAAUAUUUGUACAGAUCUGUUCUAUUAAUUUCACAAUUUAAUUAUAUAAAAUGUUUUAUAUCUGACGAUGGAA